AAUAUAUCAUCAAAAACAUUUUUGCGUCUUCGAUAAAUUUAAGGUUCAGUAAUGAUCCUUGAGAGCAAUUUAUGGCUGAUGAAGACUGUAGUGAAAACAGAAAUACUCUAUUUGUAAAGAUAGUUAGGAAUUGAAAUGUUAUUAGUAACAUAUAAAACACAACUUGCUUAUUAGAAUUUAAUCCAUAUUUCUAUGGAAUUUGUUCUAUUUUAUUAAUUUGUUAUAAUUAUAUAAAGUUGUGCUAUUUAUAUGACAAGAGACUGACUUUGAUACAUUUUGGAGAUAUUUUCUUCAAUGUUUAAAGGUAUCUCUUACAAUAGUGCAGCAUCAUCCACAUAUUAUAAAUACAUUAGAAUUUUGUGCCACAUUUUCUAUGAGCUUCUAUUCAUCAUCUGAAAAUAAUGAACCAAUGUCACCAUUUCUUUCAAACCUGUUCCAAUUUCUCUUGACGAGUCAUAAUGCAAAAGAUAAAACAGUGAGAUUUCGCAUAUGUCACUUCUUAAAUAUGAUACUAAACUCGAUGGGUGACUCUGCUUUCAUUGAUGACAGUCUGUGUGAUCGUAUUAUAACUAGCAUGACAGAACGAUUGUUGGAUAAAUCACCUAAAGUUAGAGUGCAAGCUGUUUUUGCAUUGCACAGAUUGCAAGAUCCAUCAGAUGAACAUUGCACUAUUAUAAAGUUAUAUCUCUUCCAUGUAUCCAAAGAUCCUUCACCUGAAGUUCGUAAGGCAGUACUUGCUAGUAUGGGAAAGAAUCAAAAGACUUUACAAGCUGCAUUGGCAAGAACAAGAGAUAUAGAUGAUAAUGUACGCAGAAUGGCAUAUGAAUUUAUCAGUAAGAUCACAGUACGCUCUUUAACUAUUGCACAAAGAGACUGUUUGUUAAAAGAUGGUCUCCGGGAUAGAUCUGCAUCUGUCAAAACUUAUGUCAGCAAUACUUUGUUGCCAACUUGGCUAAGACAUUAUAAAGGAGAUUAUAUAAAUUUUGUACAUGCUUUGGAUGCUGGGAUAGGAACAGAAGCUGCAACAUUAGGUUUAAUAACAUUGUUUAAAAUUGCAGAUAUUAAUACGUUAUUGGAGCAAGUACCAGUAGAUAAAAACACAAGACUGAUUCCACUGACAAACUUGUCAAAUGAAAAUGCUUUGUACUGGAAGAGUUUGAUACAACAUUUGCAAAAUCUUUCUUGUACAGACGAAGUAGAAUUAAUUAUCCCAGAAUUGUCAGAAUUUUGUACAUACAUACGUGAAUUCAUUACUCUUAUGUCUUCAGAAUCAUAUGACUCAUAUGAAAGAACGGGACACAAAUUUAUUCUCUUGCAAUUGCUCGAAAUAUCUAAAACAUAUGAUCUGUCAGAUGAAGUAGGCAGAAAAAACUUGAAGGAAGUGAUGAUAGAUACUUUGAUGAGUGAUCAUUGUUCUGCUAAUAUAAUUGAAUGUAUUGUAAAUCAUUUAGCAAAGGUGAUACCUGACGUUAACAGUUUCUUAGAUGUUAUUGUGAAUGUUAUCAAUGAUACCAGACUGCCUCCGAAAGAAAGCGUAAUUUCUGAAGAAAUUACCGUUGAGCACGAGCGUGACAAUGACAUGCAAAAAGCAAAACUUAAAGUCGAGAUGUUGGAACUCGAAGAAGAAUUAUAUCUAGCGAUUAAGGAAGAGAAUUUUCUACAGGCGGAAAGUUUGAAAGAAAAAAUUAAGAUUUUGAAAGAAGAAAUAGCUCGAUUAUCAAAAGUGAACAAACCUAUCAUGAUGAUUGAUGAAGAACAGGAGGAAAAAAAUGAUCUGGCAACCAUGGUGAAAUGUCUCAAUAUUUUGUACAAUGCAAUAAAAGCUGUUAAUAUUCACACAUUAACGCCCAUUCUUAAAGGUUUGAUGUCCUUUGUUUUGGACAGUCUCGACCAUCCUGAUGACAGCGUGCACAUAUUAGCAUUAAAAGUCUUGAGUAUCUAUUGCAUCUUGGAUAAAGAAUUGGCUAAAAAGCAUAUAAUGAUAUUUUUUUAUCAAUUCUCGCUUGAGCCAGAUGAUCAGGAAAUAUGGAUAAUUGCCUUAAAGGGAAUAUUCGAUCUCUUGCUUUAUUACGGUAUAGAAUGUUUUGAUAUUUUGCAAGGUUUGAAAGAAACUUCUACUACUCAGAAUAGCACUCGUUCACUUUAUACUCAUGAAGACACUAUUACUUCUAUACACGAUGUAAAGCAGACGAAAACAGUGCAGAAUAAUUACAAUUUUAUCAAGAUUUUAACAGGAUUGUUGAAUAAUGAGAAUCAAGAUUUGCGUACUAUCGCUGCGGAAGGACUUUGUAAAUUACUGCUCAAUCGGAGAAUAAAUGACAGUAAUUUAAUAUCACGGUUGAUAAUUCUUUGUUACAAUCCAGUUAAUGCUAAUGACGAUUAUCUUCGGCAAUGCUUGAGCGUUUUUUUCAAUCAGUUUGUAACACGUGUAUCUGAUGCAUAUGAGAUGCUCGAAAGCAUAUAUUUUUCCACACUUCGUGUUCUUUGUAAGGCACCGGAUACUAGUCCUCUGCAGGAAAUCGAUCCUUACCAAGUAUCCAGAUUUAUAUUGAAUUUAACCAGAUCUGACAAAGGGUCUUACAUACACAACAAUUUUGCGUUUGCUAUAUUGGCCGAGAUUCUGAAUCCGGAGAGCGAAAUAGACAAAGAAACUCUUGUUAAAUCCUUGCCAAAUUUGAACACUCAAAUCGAAGACGGACCGUCGAAGCAAAACUUGCAAGAGGCUGUCAAGAAUGUCAGGAGCAUGCUUGUCAAGUCCAGCAAACGAUUGUUGAAAUAUAUUCAUCAAUUUCAAAAACAAAUAGAAGAUUCUCAACAAGAAGCGAAGUCAGAAUCUGAUAUUGGAGAGAAGGAAAGUGUACAUGAGGAAAGCGAAAAUGAAGAAACUGAAUAAACAACUCCACUAUGUGGUGCGAUUCUCUCGACGAAGAAAAUCGCCUUUUGGUUAAAAUCAUCAUUUGUUUGCGCGAUGACUUACUCUUAUCCGUUCUCGAAUUAUUGUAAACUAUAUGUAGAAUAUAGCAUUAAAUCAUUAAUAUAAUAAAUAAAACAUUUGUUCUUUUUCAUGAAACUUUUCUCAUUCAGUGGAUUCACUAUUUUAUAUUGUUCUUCCAAGAAGAAAUUCUUCCAAGGGCCGGUUGUUCCACCUUCGGAUAAAUCUCAGUUUGCUCGACAGGUUUUUAUCUAUAAGAUAAAUGUUACCGAGUAGUUUAUCAGCCACGUGACUGUUGUUUUAUGAUUA
Molecule: messenger RNA, 3241 nt
Organism: Pseudomyrmex gracilis
Lineage: Eukaryota; Metazoa; Arthropoda; Insecta; Hymenoptera; Formicidae
Gene: Cap-G
Product: condensin complex subunit 3
Exons: 9
Coding region: 374-2893 (839 amino acids)
Biological process (GO): mitotic chromosome condensation
Cellular component (GO): condensin complex; cytoplasm; condensed chromosome
Source: RefSeq, a predicted model, not a curated record